This is a messenger RNA of Ctenopharyngodon idella (grass carp), 2215 nucleotides long. It is a transcript of the gene oxct1a, whose product is annotated as 3-oxoacid CoA transferase 1a. The coding region runs from base 155 to 1732 and encodes 525 amino acids. Gene Ontology annotation, biological process: ketone body catabolic process. NCBI's taxonomy places the organism in Eukaryota, Metazoa, Chordata, Actinopteri, Cypriniformes, Xenocyprididae. Gene Ontology annotation, molecular function: succinyl-CoA:3-oxo-acid CoA-transferase activity. The record is from RefSeq and is a predicted model, not a curated record. The transcript is spliced from 17 exons. Gene Ontology annotation, cellular component: mitochondrion.
CGCUAGAUGGUAGUAGUGAGGGAGUUAAAUGCAAAUAAGCAAAUCGAGCCCCUGACACUCCUUCGCUUACCUCAUCCCCGCCUUUUCGAGAUCAACGAGGGCAUACUGUCACCAUCAUUCACUAUAACCAAAAUUAGGCCUGCAAUUUUCAGACAUGGCGACUCUUAAAGCGCUAUCUAGAGCGGAGAAUGUGAUCAUCAGGAACGUGACAGCGACGACCAAGACGAACUUCUUGAGAUUCUCCGUUGGCAAGACAUGCGGCUGUUACUUUUCCACAUCAAGUCAACGGUCCGGACGAUUUUAUUCUGACCCUAUAGACGCCGUCAAAGAUAUUCCUAAUGGAGCGACUAUUCUUGUGGGAGGUUUUGGCCUAUGUGGUAUUCCAGAGAACCUGAUAAACAGUUUGCUGAAGACGGGAGUGAAGAGCCUGACCGCAGUCAGCAAUAAUGCAGGAGUGGAUGACUUUGGCCUGGGCCUGCUCCUUCGGACCAAACAGAUCAAGCGUAUGAUCUCAUCAUAUGUGGGGGAGAAUGUGGAGUUUGAGAGGCAGUAUCUCUGUGGCGAGCUGGAGGUGGAGUUGACCCCACAGGGCACGCUAGCGGAACGGAUCAGGGCCGGCGGCGCAGGUGUGCCUGCCUUCUUCACUGCCACAGGCUACGGCACACUCAUCCAAGAGGGAGGCUCUCCUAUCAAAUACAACAAGGACGGCACCAUUGCCAUAGCCAGUGAACCCAGGGAGGUGCGUGAAUUUAAUGGCCGGCACUUCAUCAUGGAAAAAGCUAUCACGGGUGACUUUGCCCUGGUCAAAGCCUGGAAAGCAGACAAAGCUGGAAAUAUCGUCUUCAGGAAAACAGCGCGAAACUUCAACCAGCCCAUGUGCAAGGCAGCCAAGACCACAAUUGUGGAGGUGGAGGAGAUUGUAGACGUGGGCACAUUUGCAGCAGAGGACAUCCACAUCCCCAGCGUCUACGUCCACAGGAUCGUCAAGGGAGAUCGCUAUGAGAAACGGAUCGAGAGGCGUACAGUAAAGAAAGGCCAGGCUGAAAAUCCCAAACCCACGAAAGAUUCUGAUGUUGUGAGAGAGAGGAUUAUUCGCAGAGCUGCGCUGGAGUUUGAGGACGGGAUGUACGCUAACCUGGGCAUUGGAAUCCCCAUGCUGGCAAGUAAUUUCAUCAAACCAGAUAUUACCGUCCACCUGCAGAGUGAAAAUGGCAUUCUGGGGCUGGGCCCCUACCCAACAGAGGAAGAGGUUGAUGCAGAUCUCAUCAAUGCUGGUAAAGAAACUGUCACAGUUCUUCCUGGAGCAGCCUAUUUCUCUAGCGAUGAUUCCUUUGCCAUGAUCAGAGGGGGUCAUAUCAACUUGACCAUGUUAGGAGCCAUGCAGGUAUCCAAGUAUGGCGAUUUGGCCAACUGGAUGAUUCCGGGUAAGAUGGUGAAAGGCAUGGGAGGGGCUAUGGAUCUAGUGGCCAGUGCUGGAACUAAAGUGGUUGUUACAAUGGAGCACUCUGCUAAGGGUGGUAAACACAAGAUUAUGGAGAAGUGCAACCUGCCUCUGACUGGAAAACAGUGUGUGGACCGUAUAAUCACAGAAAAGGCGGUAUUCGAUGUGGAUAAGGACAAAGGUUUAACCCUGAUUGAGGUUUGGGAGGGUCUGACACCAGAUGACAUUAAGAAAUGCACAGGGACAGACUUUGAGGUCUCUCCUAACUUGAAACCAAUGCAGCAAAUUUAACUCAUUUAGGAAGAAUGCUUAAGGCUGUUUGGACAACUGAUGGAAACCAAAUCACCAAUGCAAAUACUUUGAGAGCUUCAACUGAAGAUUUGUUAGGAAAUUUCACUGAAGCAUGCUCAAAACAAGUAUUCAAUAAAGCCAUCAAGCCAUCACAGUAUCUUCAUCUGUUCAAAUAAUGUCCAUGAAUGUGCAAUAGCCUGAAUUUUAGCAUUAUCAGUUUUUUUUUUUUUUUUUUUUUAAAGGUUUAUUUUAUUUUAAGGUUUUGUUAAAGUAUUUUCAAUGGGUAUUGAAUAUAAAAUAUUAUCAAUGGGUUAAACAACAAGUACUGUGUUUAAUCACACAAAACAAUCCAUAUUCAUUUCAUAAUUAAAAUUGAUUUGCCAUUAAAUAUCAGCUUUACAGGUCUGAGGCCUUAAAUGUUCUGUCCACAGUGUGUACAUAUUUGAAAUAAGCAAUAAAUGUCUAUUCACUUAAGUGAAAAAA